AUGGAGACACUUCAAACAGCUCAAGAAAAACCAUUUGAAACGCCUCAAACCCUCUUCGUGUAUGAGAGAAAACCUGCUCAAACGCAAAAGUUUCUUGCUCGCAUAGGCAACAGCUUCAGGUGGCCCUCCUCGAUGCCAGAACGCUUUAGAAAGAAUGCCUUCAGAAAAAUCGCUGAUGUUGAGUUCGAAUUUGACGACGAGAUCGGGUUUAACCUCAUAUUUUUCUAUAACGCACUUGACAGAGGCGAAUUUAUUGGACAUGAAAACGAGUGGGUGACGGUGCACAACCAGAACAUAAUAGAGUAUGGACAGGAGUAUAACGAUGAUCAAUUGAAUCAUAUUCUCGAAACUAUGCCCGGUGCCAUCCAACUCCCGGUUGAUCAGACACGCCUACCACGUAGUAAGCCGGCGAAGAUGGUAAUUGUUCAGCGUGCUAAUAGUGGGGACGAUUACAAG
Molecule: messenger RNA, 456 nt
Organism: Acaulospora morrowiae
Lineage: Eukaryota; Fungi; Glomeromycota; Glomeromycetes; Diversisporales; Acaulosporaceae
Source: the annotation of a GenBank genome assembly